Messenger RNA from Camelina sativa (false flax), 896 nucleotides. RefSeq names its product NAC domain-containing protein 96-like. Lineage: Eukaryota; Viridiplantae; Streptophyta; Magnoliopsida; Brassicales; Brassicaceae. Gene Ontology annotation, molecular function: DNA binding. Gene Ontology annotation, biological process: regulation of DNA-templated transcription. The record is from RefSeq and is a predicted model, not a curated record.
AUCAUCCAGUCUUCAUUAUUAGAUAAUAAGGAAACUAAUAAUAUUGUAUUUUAAAAGAAAAAAAUGUGAUAUUUUUUUAAAUAAAAUUUCUGAUAUUUAUACCCGCUUUAUUUUACCAAGUAGAUUUAAUUACACGUGCGAGUAAAUGUUUUUUUUUUCCUUUUUUUCGUUUCCUAAUAGCCCUUGAAAUCAAUAUAUAAAAUACGACGAGACCACUUUUGUCUAAUUUGCCUAGCUUCAGGUUUCAGAAGAAGGAAAGAGGAUGUCGAUGGUUGAAAAAUACAACGAGAAAGAGCAACAAGAGUUUGUUGGGUUUAGGUUUCAUCCUACGGAGCAAGAACGCAUCAGCUAUUGUCUCAGGCGUAAUAAGGUCGCCAAAACAUCGAAUAAAGUAUUAGAGUUAGAAGACAAGACCGAUUUAUAUGCCAAAGAGCCGUGGCGGUUAAGUCACAGAGAGACAGACUUUUUCAAACCUAACGAGUGGUACUACUUCGUGACACUGGCUCAGGUCUCUGGAAACCGCAAAGUCAAAGGAGAGACGUGUGAGGGGCAUUGGAAAGCCCUUGGGAAGCUGAGUGAUGUUGUAUCAAAGGAUAAGCGUGAGGUGAUUGGGAAGAAGAGGAUUCUCAGUUUCUACGUCAAAGGUGAGAACAACUCGAGUGGUUGGACCAUGACGGAAUACUAUACCCUUGAUGGUGGCUCAUUCCAAACUCAUGUUCUCUGCCACCUUAAAGGACCAUGAUUCUGUGUUUUGGUUAAUGUCAGUGAAGAGGAGGACUUCUACUUUUAUUUUAUUUUACUUCAAUUCUAAGUUUAGUCUGAAAAUUCCCUAGUAGUCUUAUUUAUUUAUGAACAAAAUUUACGUUGAAGGAGAAUAUCAUAAGUUUUCUUGUUUA